AAAGCCCACACGAUUUCCCAUCAAAGCCAGCCCUCUGUCACAUGGUGCACUGUUGUUUCUUUACCCAGGAUAGCGGACGGGACAAAUCAAACUGGACGCAGAGGAAAUAACACCGAGCUUCGCCUAAACAGAAAACCUUACGUGAGCAUCAUUUUCUUAGCCCUGGCGAAUGACUUUUGCCAAUUGUGUUGUUUUGUAGCGCUAUGAAAUAAAACUCCGCCAUAUUCAGCCCACCACGCCCGGAGCACAGCUACCAGGGAAGACUCGCUGUUUCACUCUUGUCUUCUUAAGUUGUUGCACAAACUUAAUGUCCUCUUUACAGGAGAGGAACAAGGUGACGUGUUAUCCAGGACUAAUGACUCUGAGCUCCGUUGGUGCUUGCUGCCUCAGCCCAGAGGCCAAAGAGGCUCGCAGGAUCAACGAUGAGAUUGAAAGGCAGCUCCGCCGGGACAAGAGGGACUCGCGACGGGAAUACAAGCUCCUUUUGCUCGGAACUGGUGAAAGUGGGAAGAGCACUUUUAUCAAGCAGAUGAGGAUCAUCCAUGGCCGUGGAUACUCUGACGAGGACAAGAGAGGCUUCACCAGGCUGGUCUACCAGAACAUCUUCACAGCCAUGCAGGCCAUGAUCCAGGCCAUGGACACAUUAAAGAUCCCCUACAAGUAUGAACACAACAAGGCGAACGCCAUUAUUGUCCGUGGGGUUGAGGUGGAGAAGGUCACAACAUUAAAAAACCCUUACGUGGAUGCCAUCAAGAGCCUGUGGAGUGACCCAGGGAUUCAGGAAUGUUACAAUCGUAAGAGGGAAUACCAGCUCUCAGACUCAGCCAAAUACUAUUUGAAUGACAUGGACCGAAUUUCAGAUACUGCUUAUCUGCCAACUCAGCAGGAUGUCCUGAGGGUCAGGGUGCCCACAACCGGUAUUAUAGAGUAUCCCUUUGACCUGGAGAAUGUGGUGUUCAGGAUGGUGGAUGUGGGUGGCCAGCGUUCAGAGAGGAGGAAGUGGAUUCACUGUUUUGAGGAAGUUACUUCCAUCAUGUUCCUGGUGGCGCUCAGCGAGUACGAUCAGGUCCUUGUUGAGUCCGUCAAUGAGAAUCGCAUGGAGGAAAGCAUGGCCUUGUUCCGGACAAUCAUAACAUACAAGUGGUUCAAAGAGUCUUCAGUCAUCUUGUUUCUCAACAAGAUAGAUUUACUGGAGGAGAAAAUUAUGCACUCACAUUUGGUUGACUACUUCCCUGAAUAUGAUGGUCCCCAGCAGGAUGUCAAAGCAGGAAAACAAUUCAUCUUAGAUAUGUUUGUCAGUCUCAAUCCAAACGAGAAAAAAAUCAUCUACUCCCACUUCACCUGUGCCACAGACACAGACAGCAUUCGAUUUGUCUUCAGCGCGGUGAAGGACCACAUCUUGCAUAUCAACCUGGAAGUCUACAACUUGGUUUAGAACGGUAGUGUUGCCGCUGUAAUUCAAUCGGCUUUGUACAGCUGGCAGUCUGAAGAGCUCUGCAGUGAUUCAGUUUGCCUCACACUGCUGCUGAACACUAUAAUCCACAACAGGAAAUUGAGAAGCUACAGAGCUUGUCGCCAAAUGACUGUACUACUGAUGUAUUUCAAAUUUCCCUGUUAGGCUCUUUGAAAAUGCAUGUCUCCAGCUAUAAUGAAGUGUGUCCUGACAAUUAAAAUGCUGCCUUAGUGAGGGGUCUAUUAUAGUAUGCACUCUGAAAUUUAUGGAGCUCUUUGUGAACAUUUUUGAGCAGUAACAGUAUAAAUGCACAUGGAUGGAUUGAGAGGGAAAAAAGUAUUUCAGUGGCCUCAAAAGCCUCCGAGGACUUGUAAUGUACUAGGUCUCUCCUUCAGGGAAUCUGUGGAAGUGAAUGUAGACUAACUGCAAUGCAGCACCUCACAUCACUAACCCAAGUUAGUCAUACUUUUUUUGAAAGUUAAAAACUUUUGUUUUUAAAUACUCUAAAUGCUUAUUUUGUGUCUUGACUUAAGGAGAAAUGGUGUAAUAAUUAACACUAAUGACACAUUUACUGUAUUACAUUGGUCUUUGUGCUGAUAUUCUGUUUGUGUGUACCUCACUUAGUUGGGUACUCUCAUUUCCACAACCUCAUUUUGUUUCAUAAGACUUUGUACACUUUCGCAUUUGUCUGUGAUGGCAUUAUUCAGUCUUAAACCACUUUUUGUAAGCACAGUAUUAAUAUAUUUGUAUGUAAUUUAACACACAAGUUUUUAUUUUGUCAAAGCUGUAGAAUCAAGUGUUCAUGCAGUUCAGGGACUAUUUGAUUGGAUUUAAGUAGUUUUCUUGCCUAAAAGUCUUUUGCUAAAAUGGCUUUAGAAUUUACCCCAUUAUUUAUCUGAAUGCAUAUUGUAAAUAUAACAUGGUACAAUAAUGGUACACAUUUUGCUUGCAUCAAGGUCAGUGUUGAAAGGCUAACUGCUAAAGGGAGAACUGUUACAAUAAUAAUAAUAAUCAAUCAAUGAUAAUCACUGAGGUAUUAAACUAGUGCAUCCUUUUUUCAUAUGCUGAUCAAGGGUAUCAAAUGCAUGAAUAAAAUGCUAAUGAGAGCGUUAUCUAGGCAGUAAUGUUUACACAACUCUUUCUUCUCAUUAGAAAUAAUUACGAACUAAUUUGAACAGUAAUUUAUGGUUAGAUUUCACUGUCACUGUGAUGUCUUUAUGCAGUUUUUGUUGGAUAAAUAAACAGACAUUUGCUGCUCAGU
Messenger RNA from Sander lucioperca (pikeperch), 2714 nucleotides. Its product is annotated as guanine nucleotide-binding protein G(q) subunit alpha-like. Gene Ontology annotation, molecular function: guanyl nucleotide binding; G-protein beta/gamma-subunit complex binding; GTPase activator activity. Bases 308 to 1435 code for a protein of 375 amino acids. The record is from RefSeq and is a predicted model, not a curated record. Gene Ontology annotation, cellular component: heterotrimeric G-protein complex. The transcript is spliced from 8 exons. NCBI's taxonomy places the organism in Eukaryota, Metazoa, Chordata, Actinopteri, Perciformes, Percidae. Gene Ontology annotation, biological process: adenylate cyclase-modulating G protein-coupled receptor signaling pathway; phospholipase C-activating dopamine receptor signaling pathway; action potential.